Molecule: messenger RNA, 945 nt
Organism: Cricetulus griseus (Chinese hamster)
Lineage: Eukaryota; Metazoa; Chordata; Mammalia; Rodentia; Cricetidae
Source: RefSeq, a predicted model, not a curated record
AUGAACUCAAGUAACAAGACAAGAGUUUCAGAAUUUCUUCUUCUGGGAUUUUUAGAAGACAAAGACUUUCAACCUCUUAUUUAUGGUAUUUUCCUCUCCAUGUACCUGGUCACUGUCUUUGGGAAUAUGCUCAUCAUCCUGGCCAUCCUCUCAGACCCCCGGCUACACACACCCAUGUACUUCUUCCUUUCCAACUUGUCAUUUGUGGACAUUUGUUUCAUUUCAACUACUGUCCCAAAGAUGCUGGCCAACAUCCAGACCCAAAACAAGGUCAUCACCUAUGCAGGGUGCAUCGCCCAGGUCUAUUUUUUCCUGCUUUUUGUAGAAUUGGAUAAUUUCUUACUGACUAUCAUGGCUUAUGACCGUUAUGUGGCCAUCUGUCACCCCAUGCACUACACAGUAAUCAUGAACUACCAACUCUGUGGAUUUCUGGUUCUGGUGUGGAUUUCUGGUUCUUCUUGGAUUGUAAGUGUUUUGCAUGCUCUGUUUCAAAGCUUAAUGAUGUUGCAGCUGUCCUUUGGCACACAGCUGAAAAUCCCACACUUCUUCUGUGAACCUAACCAGGUGAUCCAACUCACCUGUUCUGAUACUUUUAUUGAUGUUCUGGUGAUGUAUUUUACACUUGUGCUGCUGGCUACUGUUCCUCUUAUUGGUAUCUUCUAUUCCUAUUUCAAGAUAGUCUCCUCCAUACGUGCAAUCUCCUCAGUUCAGGGGAAGUACAAAGCAUUCUCCACCUGUGCUUCUCACCUCCUGGUCGUCUCUUUAUUUUACUGCACAGGGCUAGGAGUGUACCUCAGUUCUGCUACAAACCACAGCUCACAAACAAGUGCAGCAGCCUCGGUUAUGUACACUGUGGUCACCCCAAUGAUGAACCCCUUCAUCUACAGUCUUAGGAAUAAAGAUGUUAAGAGUGCACUGAAAAGACUCUUUGGGAAAAAGUUAUAA